AUGUUCAGGUCGGUGGCCGUUGCCGCCGCCGCCGCGGUUGGCUCCGUCGCCGCCAUCAGCAUCGCCGAGAUCAACGGCAACCGAUUCCUGUCGCCGUGGCAGGACAAGCAGGUCGUCGGGGUGGAGGGCCUGGUCACCGCCGUGGCCGACAACGGCAUCUACUUGCGGUCGCUGACGCCCGACGGCGACCCCGCCACCUCCGAGGGCCUGUUUGUGUACGACGGCGCCGUGGGGAAGCAGGUCCGGACGGGCGACGUCGUCACCCUGGACGGCCUGGUCAAGGAGUACCGCUCCAACAACGACCACCUGUAUCGGACGCAGCUCACCAGCCCGGCCCGGGUGGCGGUGGUGUCGUCGGGCCGCGCCGUCAAGCCGCUUGUCGUGGGCGUCGACACGCCCCAGCCGCCAGGGCGGGACUUCUCGUCGCUGGACAAGGGGGGCAUCUUUGGCGUGCCCAACGCCGCGGCGACGGUGUCCGCGGCCAACCCGGCGCUGGAGCCGGCGGCGUACGGGCUGGACUUUUGGGAGAGCCUGGCGGGCGAGCUCGUCACCGUCAGGGAUGCCGUCCUGCUGGGCCGGCCGAACCGGUACGGCGAUGUCUGGGUGCGGGGAAACUACACCGUCUCGGGGGUGAAUGCGCAUGGGGGGCUGACGAUGCUCACUGGCGAUGCCAACCCCGAAGCCAUCGUCGUCGGCUCUCCUCUCGACGGAUCCAGAAACCCAACCGACUCCAAGAUGGGCGACCACGUCGGCGACGUCACCGGCGUGGUGGCCUACUCGUUCGGCACCUACCGCAUCCUGCCGCUCACGGCCCUCAAGAUGGUCGCCCCGGCCGCGUCGGCGCAUCCCGCCGCGUCCUUUGCCAGCACCCGCCACUGCGGCGGCCUCACCGUCGCCGACUACAACGCCGCCAACCUCGCCCCCGGCUCGCCGCACCUGCCCGGCGUGGUGGACCACAUCGUCAACAAGCUCCGCCUGCCGGACCUCGUCUUCCUCCAGGAAGUCCAGGACGACUCGGGCCCCGCCGACGACGGCGUCACGUCGGCCAACCUCACCCUCUCUGCCCUGACGCGGGGCAUCGCGCAGGCCUCGGGCGUCCGGUACGACUUUGCCGACGUGGACCCCGCCGACAACCUGGACGGCGGCCAGCCCGGCGGCAACAUCCGCUGCGCGUACCUGUACCGCCCGGACUCGGUGCGGCUGCACAGGCCGAACCCCGGCGUGGGCGGCCAGGCCAACCGCGUCGUUGACGGGCCGGCCAUCAAGUUCAACCCGGGGCUGAUUGGCCAGGCCGACGCCAGCUUCGCCGCCACUCGCAAGCCGCUGGUCGCCAUGUGGAAGCCCGUCACGGGCUCUGACAAGCCCUUCUUCACCGUCAACGUGCAUUUCAGCAGCAAGGGCGGCUCGACGGGGAUGCAUGGCGAUGCUCGUCCGCCCGUCAACAAGGGCGUCGAGAAGAGGACUGCGCAGAUGGAGCUUACUGCUAACUUCAUCGCCCAGAUCCUGGCCAAGGACGCCCGCGCUCAAAUCAUCACCGCCGGCGACUUCAACGAGUUUACCCAGGUCCAGCCCCUCAAGGUCUUUGCAUCCAAGUCGGGCCUGGUGGAUCUGGACGAGGCCGCCGGGCUGCCCGAGGUGGAGCGGUACACGUACCUCUACGACCAGAACAGCGAGGCCCUAGACCACAUAUACAUCAGCAGGAGCCUUGCCAAGGGCGCAAAGGUCGAGCACCUGCACCUGAACACUUGGCAGGACAACAAGGGGCAGACGAGCGAUCACGACCCCAGCGUGGCCCAGCUGAAUCUCUGUGGGCGCUGA
Ustilaginoidea virens is the source of this 1818-nucleotide messenger RNA. RefSeq lists its product as uncharacterized. The transcript has 4 exons. Gene Ontology annotation, molecular function: catalytic activity. The record is from RefSeq and is a predicted model, not a curated record. Bases 1 to 1818 code for a protein of 605 amino acids. Lineage: Eukaryota; Fungi; Ascomycota; Sordariomycetes; Hypocreales; Clavicipitaceae.